CUCUUCCCCUCCACAGCCGGGAAAAUGAUCCGAUGGCGGCAGUCGACGAUGGCGAACUCGUCUUUUACCCAGCUUACUGUUUCCGAGCGUCCCCGACGCAUUUCGCCUGGGUAAAGAUGGGAGCAAUAGACGUGCAUCUACUCAAAAGGAGGGCCGAAUUCGAAGAACAAUCCACAUUCUUCUACCUGAACCACCCCGUCCGCUUCAUCUCUAUAGUCGGCAUCAUCGUCGCCCGAACGGAAUACCCCGCGCUGACCAUCCUCACGGUCGAUGAUAGUAGUGGCGCGACGAUCGAUGUCAUUGUGUACAAAGUCCCGGUUACCGAGGACGAUAAUAACCAGUCCGCUCGAAGCGGCAAAGAUAGCAGAGCAGGGGAUCUGCAAUCUGCAUACGCGACGAAACAUGUCGCAGCCACCAAUAAGACGGCCCUAGAUGCGACAGCCUUGGUCCCAGGAACUGUGGUCCGGGUCAAGGGUACGUUAUCGAUGUUCCGGGGUACAAUGCAGGUCCAAUUGGAGCGUGUCUCUGUGAUUCAGGAUACAAACGCAGAAAUGCGAUUUCUGGAUCAGCGGAGCCGGCAUCUUGUUGAGGUGCUUUCUGUACCGUGGAGGUUGACGGAAGAGGAGAUGGUGAAGUUGCGUUACGAAGCGGAUGAAGAGGAGGAGAGACUGGAAGAGGAGCAGGAAAAGAUAAAAAGACGGCAGCGAAGACGGAUUGAACGGGAGGAGAAGGACCAGAGGAGAAUCCAAAAGCUGUGGGAGCGAGAAGAGAAGCAAAGAGCUAAGGAGGCUUUGUACUGUAGGGAUGCUGGGGCGAGAUUCAUGCGUGACUUUAAAGAAAGAAAGGUAUAGUAAUGUUGGUUGAAUGCUGUGUUCUGUAUCCUACCGAGAAACAUCUUAUGCUCAAGAUAACUAUGAGCAGAAGCAGCACACUAUGUAUGCAAAAGAAAAUCCAACUUUAUGACAUGUUAUACACGCGGUAGAGCUAAAUAGAUAAAUGGCGCCGUAACACAUAACUCGU
This is a messenger RNA of Aspergillus alliaceus, 1020 nucleotides long. RefSeq names its product OB-fold domain-containing protein. Gene Ontology annotation, biological process: nucleotide-excision repair; DNA replication; double-strand break repair via homologous recombination. Gene Ontology annotation, cellular component: site of double-strand break; chromosome, telomeric region; DNA replication factor A complex. NCBI's taxonomy places the organism in Eukaryota, Fungi, Ascomycota, Eurotiomycetes, Eurotiales, Aspergillaceae. The transcript has 2 exons. The record is from RefSeq and is a predicted model, not a curated record. The coding region runs from base 33 to 851 and encodes 272 amino acids.